Cavenderia fasciculata is the source of this 6807-nucleotide messenger RNA. RefSeq names its product putative polyketide synthase (gene pks25). NCBI's taxonomy places the organism in Eukaryota, Evosea, Eumycetozoa, Acytosteliales, Cavenderiaceae. Gene Ontology annotation, biological process: fatty acid biosynthetic process. The record is from RefSeq and is a predicted model, not a curated record. Bases 1 to 6807 code for a protein of 2268 amino acids. Gene Ontology annotation, molecular function: 3-oxoacyl-[acyl-carrier-protein] synthase activity; oxidoreductase activity. The transcript has 8 exons.
AUGAUAGACACUCAAACUAUUCCUUUGAAGGACCAAGGCAUUGCAAUCGUCGGUAUCGGUUGCAGACUACCAGGUGGAUCGAGAACACCACAACAAUUCUAUGAGCAGUUACUCGGUGGUUUGGAUGGUAUCUCAAAGAUGACUGAUGAUAGGUGGUCAAGAUCAUAUGUCGAUCAAGGUUACAUUGCUACUGAUCGUGCUGGCUUCUUGGACAUGAAAGAGUGGACUCACUUUGACAACCAUUUCUUUGGUAUGCUUGGUAAAGAAGCCGCUUCAAUCGAUCCUCAAGUACGUCUCUAUCUCUCGGUACUUUGGGAAGCUUUAGAAGAUUCACAUAUCGAUCCUGCAUCGAUAAGAGGUUCAAAUACAUCAGUAUUUCUCGGUCAAAUGUUUGAUGCCAAUCACCACAUGCUGGCUCAAGAUCUCGCUACAAUGAUUCCUCAAGUCAAGUCAAUGAGAUCAGACUCAUCAAUCAAAGCAUCGUAUUGUUAUGACUUCCGUGGUCAAUCACUUUCAAUUGACACUGCAUGUUCAUCGUCACUCAUUGCAGUACUACAAGGUAUUGAUACCAUCCUUAAAGGUGAAAGUGAUUUAUCAAUAUGUGGUGGAGUCAAUGCUUUCAUUGAACCAAAGUCAUCCAUUCAAUUCACUGGAAUGAAUAUGAUUGGAAAGGCAGGAAAGUGUGCAACAUUUGAUGAAUCAGCCGACGGCUAUGUUCGUGGUGAAGGUGUUGGUGUCGUUGUUCUCAAGAGACUGUCAAAAGCAAUCGAGGACAAUGAUAAUAUUUAUUGUGUCAUCAAAGGUGGAAGUAGCAACGUAGAUGGUAACUGGGAAAAGAAUUCACCAACUGCUCCCUCCUCGGCAGCUCAACAUGCAAACACACUCAAUGCACUCAACAAAACCGGACUAUCACCAUCAGAUAUCUAUUACGUUGAAUGUCAUGGUACUGGGACACCGACAGGAGACCCACUGGAAAUUGAAUCAAUAUCUCGAGUAUUUGCAGGAUCACACAGCCAAUGCAACCCGCUUCGAAUUGGAUCAGUCAAAAGUAAUAUUGGACACAUUGAAAGUACAGCAGGUGUUGCAUCACUCAUCAAAUGUGCAAUGAUGCUCAAGAAUAGAAUGUUGAUCAAGAAUAUCAAUUUCAACAAACUCAACCCAAAGAUCAACCUAUUAAACGGAGAGAUCAAGAUUGUAUUGGAGAAUGAAGCAUUCCCAGAUGAUGGAAGAAUCAUUCGAAUGGGUAUUAACUCGUUUGGACUGACUGGUUCAAAUGCUCAUAUCAUACUUCAAGAAUAUAUAGCUCCAGAUAAUAAUAUUGUCGAUAUGGAUACCAAACAAAGUCAUCAAACACCACCAGUCCCAGGCUAUUUAAUUCCAUUCUCAUCAAACAGUCAAAAAUCAAUUGAUUCAUAUAUCAAUAUGAUCAAGAGUAAUGUUGAAUCGUAUCGCAACAAGAUGACAUUUGAAGAUUUUGUUAGAUAUCAAUCACAAUCCAAAACCAACCAUCCAACUUGUAAAAAGGUUAUCAUUGCCAAAGAUUGGGAAUCAUUCUCAUCAGAAUCAACGUUGACCUUUGAUAAACAACAAAGUUAUGUUUCAAGUAUGGCACAAUUGAACAGCACACCAAAGACAUCGAUAGUGAUGGUAUUUUGUGGACAAGGAGCACAAUGGAGUGGAAUGGGUGAUAGAUUGUAUCAACAAUGUCCAAUAUUCCGUAAAUCAGUUGACACUGUCGAUAGAUUACUAUCUCAUCACUAUCAAUAUUCAAUCAUUGAUCGAUUAAGAAAGAGUAAUGAUAAAGAGAUACACCACCCAAUACUUGCACAACCAGCAACAUUUAUCAUUCAAGUUGCAUUGGUUCAAUUAUAUCAUCAUUUUGGAAUCACUCCAUCAAUCGUUGUUGGUCAUAGUUUUGGAGAUAUAACAGCAGCAUGGUGUUCAGGAAUAUUAUCAUUGGAAGAAGCUGUUAGAAUUGUAUAUUUGAGAAGUGUUGCUCAAAAUGAAACUAUUGGAAGUGGAAGAAUGUUGGCUGUAUCCCUGUCUUAUGAUAAAUUCAAAGAGAGAUUCCAACAAUCAUCAUCACAAUAUGAUUCAAUCGAGUUGGCAUGUUACAACUCAGCUGAAUCAAUUGUAUUGGCUGGAAAUGAAGAUCAACUCAAAUUAAUCGACCAACAACUCAAGAAUGAUAAUAUAUUCAGUGCAUUCCUUGGUACACCAUGUGCAUUCCAUUCAUCAUCACAAAUUGAAACAAAGGAAUUCAUAUUCAAAACCCUUAACAACAUUGAAUACCAAUCAUACAAACCAACGAUGCCAUACUUUUCAACAACAACCUCACAACGAAUCAUUAUAUCAUCACAGUUGGAUGCUCAAUACAUUUAUGAUAAUCUCAGACAACCAGUAUUAUUCCAACAAACAAUCAAUAAUAUAGUUGAUUUCACAAAGAAUGAUGGCAAUCAAUAUAUUUAUUUAGAGAUUGCACCACAUUCAACACUAUCAUUCUAUUUGAAAUCAUUACUGCCACAAGGAAGCAAUAUUCAAUCACCACUCAACAAAAAGAAAGAUGAAAUUGAAUCAAUUCAAUCAUGUCUCUCUCAACUCUACUUUGGUGGUGUUGGUGUUGAUUUUUCAAAUCAACUCCCAUUGGAAAACAACAGUGAAUGGAAGAAUAGAACAAGAUAUCUUCCAAGAUAUCAAUGGGAUACUGAAUAUUUGUUGGAAGAGCAGGAAGCAUACAGAAAGAUUAGACUUGGAGGACUGUCAACGACUCUACUUGGUCAUUGUGACAGUGAAUCACUCAAUAGCUAUCAAACAUCGACCCCUCAUACCUCGCAGAUUUUGAGUCACAAAGUAAAAGGGAAAUAUUUAUUCCCAGGAGCUGGAUACAUUGAAAACAUAAUCAAUGCAUUCCCAAACAAAGACAUACACAUCCACCACCUCCAAUUUAUUGCACCAUUCUUCCUCAAAGAAGGAGCUCCAUGUCAACUCAAAUCAACAUUUUCACAAUCAUCAUCGAUUGAAUACCAAGCAACAUUCCAAUACUAUGAUGAUAAACUUGGAAAGUGGAUUAAAUCUGCUGUUGGUCGUCUAUCAAUCAACAAUCCAAUUAAUCCAACCAACGACUAUUCAAGUGUUGAUAAAUUAAGACAACAAACAUUCAAUAUUGCAACGAUGAAUACAACUGAAGUUUAUCAAAAAUUGACCAAAUUGGGAUUAAUGUAUGGAGAAACAUUCAGAAGAACCAAACAAAUAUCAUUUAGCGAAGAUGGUAAAAUCUUGUCAGAGAUUGAAUGCAAACCAAGAAACCAUUUUGAAGAAUCAAAUACAGUUUUAAAUGCAUCAGUUUUGGAUUGUCUUGUUCACUCCUCCAUUGUAACAUUUAGAGGUGAACAUCAAAAAUGUGAAGUUGUAUUUGACAGAGUUAAAGAUUUCCAUAUCUACUCUAAUAACAUUCCAAAACAUCCAUGUCACUCAUUGUUUAUGGCGACCAAACACAAACUUGCCAAUCCACAGAGAGGAAAUGAAUUUAAUCAAUCAAUGGAUAUUAUUGAUCGAGAUGGAAAUACUGUGAUCAAAUGUGGAGAAAUGGUAUGCACAUCUUUGACUAAAGUAUUAAAAGACCACCAUGCCAAGGAUCCAGCCAAACAUAUCAAACAAGCUAUUUGGCAACCCAAAAAUGCACCAUCAACAACAAUUGCUUCACCCCUGGCAGAAAUAAUUGGAUAUUUCGAAGCAUUCUUGAAGUCAGGAUCGGCAUCUCACAGAAUAAUUAGAAUAAUCGAUUUUGGAUUCAAUUAUCGUCUUACCAUUGACCUUGUCGAUAAGAUGUAUUCACUUUUGGAUUCAAAUCCCAACACGAUCAUUGAUUUUAUCACACAUGACGAUACUCUAUCGAUUUAUCUUCAAAAAGAUAAUCUGUUGAUUAAAUCGUAUCCAGAAAUCAACAAAUCUCGAUCAUUAACGGAUCAAGGAUUCCUUUCGACCAGUUUUGAUUUAAUUCUAUCAACUUUGGAAUACAUCACUGAAAACAAUCAAAUGUUUGAUAAUUUAUUAUUUAUCACUCCAUCCCCUUCCCUUUCCUCUUCAUCAAUAGCAACAAGAUUAAUCCAACAAUCAUCAAUGGGCUCAGUUGCCAAGAAAAUCAGUUUCUUUUCAAAUGAUGAUAUAAUGGAUGAAUGUAAAUAUCAAUCAUUAAUAGAAUCUAUAUCAUAUGAUAGUAUAGAUGGUUGUAACAAAGUUGGAAUAAUCUAUUUGGAAUCAUUGGAAGAAAUGAAUUCAUCGAAUCUCGAGCUUAAAUCGAUGCAACUGAUCAGAUUACAUCAAAUCAUCAGAAAAGAACAAUUACCAAUCAAAUUAAUAACAUUGAUAGCUGGUCAAUUAAAUCAUUGUCUUGGUACCAUUGCCAAGGAAUAUGGUAAAAAAGUAAGAGGUGAAAUGUUCCACUUUGACUCUGUGACAAUCAUCUUGGACAAUGAUAGUUGUAAUCAAGUAUCACUUGAACAGAUAUUACAAUGUUCCAACUCUGAAUAUCUUGGAGAGAGUGAUCUUAAACUCUGUCAAAAUAAUAUAUUGGUGGAAAGAAUAGUUGUAACUCCUCAAUUAUUAAAGUUGGAUCCAAAGUUUAUAGUUUCAGAUUCAAAGGAUAUGAAAGUUAAUUUCCAAGUUGACAACAAGUAUCAUUUCAAGCAAAAGAAUGAAAUAUUAUUGGAUGACGAGGUAGAAUUCCAAGUCAAAGCAGCAUCUAUCAAUUUUAAAGAUUUAAUGAUUUUAGAAGGUAAAGUUGAUCAAAAAAUAAUUCCACUUGGUAAUAAUCCACCAAUCGGUCAAGAUUCAUCAGGUAUUGUGACGAGAAUAGGAUCAAAAGUUACAAAAUUCAAAGUUGGCGAUGAGGUUUAUGGUAUUUCUGCUGGUUUUGCUUCGUCGACAGUAACCUUUGAAGAUAUGAUUGUUUUAAAACCAAAAGAAUUAUCAUUUGUUGAAGCAGCAUCAUUGCCACUAUCAAUGGGAACCGCCUACACUGUAUUAUUCAAAAAGGCAAAUAUUGAAUACUCAGAAUCUAUUCUCAUUCACAGUGCAACAGGUGGUGUUGGAUUGGGAAUGUUAAACCUUUUAAAAUUCAAAAAACAUACUGGAAAUAUAUUUGUAACUGUUGGAUCAGAAGAAAAGAAAUCAUACCUUGAAAAACAUUAUGGUGGUUCAUUUAUCACUGCUAUUUUAGAAUAUGAUAACUUUACUGAAACUAUCAUGGAACUUACCAAAGGCAAAGGAGUCAAUUAUGUCAUCAACACAUUAGACUAUACAAGAAUGCAAGAUAAUUUCAAAUGCCUCUCAAAGAAUGGUGUGGUUAUUGACUUGUCAGUCGAUCAAUUCUCCCAAACUCGAGAUAUCGAUAUGGGAUCACUCAACUAUGACAAAGGUUACCUAACAUAUCAGUAUUCACAAAACCAAAUCAGUAUCCCCAACAAGAUUAAAAAAAUGGUAGGAGAAGGAUUAGAGCUACCUCCAAUUACAGUGUUCCCAAGUCAUCAAAUCCUUCAAGCAUUUGACCAUUUCCGAUCAAGAAAACACAUUGGAAAGGUGGUUAUCGAUUAUGAAAAUGUUCAAACAGAUGUCAUUGAUCCAAUGAUAUUACAACCACAUAAACCAGUCGAAAGAAGUCAUUACAAUUUGGAAGGUAUUGGAGAAACACUUUUAAUAUCUGGUCAGACUGGUAUUGCAGUAGAAUCACUUGGUUACAUCAUGAGACAUUCAAACCAACUAAGAGAUAUUAUUGUUAUCACUUAUUCAUCUGCCAAAUUUGAAAUUCAAUUAUUGGUCAAUGAAAUUAGAAAGAAUUACAGUCAUAUUACACUACACUUUGUUCAAUGUGAUAUUGGAGAUUAUGAUCAACUCAAAUCAUCGAUAUUGGAUCUUUACCAAAGAAUACCAACCAUCAAACCAGUGUCAUCUGUUAUUCACUUUGCAAAUGCAUACUUGGCAAUUGCAGCUGAUGACAUUGAUAUGGAGAGACAUCAUACAGCAAUGUCAGGUAAAGCAACAGGUGCAUUUAAUCUUCACAAUCUAUUUGAAGAAUUGGAUUGGAAACUGAACCACUUCCAUAUGUUAUCGUCUUUUGCUCAGUAUGUGACAGUGGAUGGUUUAGGCUAUUCAAUUGGAAAUGCAUUCCUCGACAGUUUGGCAAGACACAGAAGAGAUCGUGGAUUGGAAGCGACAUCAAUUGCAUGGGGUAGCAUUGGACAGGCUGGAAAAGCAGCUGUUGAAAAGGGUAUUGGAAUGGUAUUACUUUCCUAUGGUAUGACCAUGAUGCCAUUGUCUGUAGUCAAUGGUUUCUUUAGAAGUGCAUUUGCCAAAACAACCACACCAAUCACCAAUCUAAUGUGUGCAGACCUUCAAAUCAAUCUUGUUGUCUCUGAACUACCAUACCUCGAACACCUCUAUUCCCAUUUCUUGAAUAUCUCAAAUAACAAUAGUAGUUUAUUAGAUGCAAGUGCAGGAUCAAUAGACAACAAGAUAUUGGACUUUAUUUCAGAGACAUUGUCAAUCGAGAAACAUUUAUUAAAUGGUGACACCAAACUCAAAGAUUAUGGUGUCGAUUCAAUGACUGCCAUUCAAAUCAAAGGUCAAAUUGAUGUUGAAUUCAACAAACCACAUAUCAACCAAUCACAAAUUUCAAAUGGCACCAUCAACAAUCUAAUUGAAAAUAUUGAUCGACUUCCAAAAAGGAAGAAAAAGGUUAGUGAAUGGGUCGGCAAAUUCGCGUUGGAUGGUGUCGAGUGGGUAAAAAGGGAGGAAAAAUGGAUUGGAUGA